Molecule: messenger RNA, 3478 nt
Organism: Leptonychotes weddellii (Weddell seal)
Lineage: Eukaryota; Metazoa; Chordata; Mammalia; Carnivora; Phocidae
Gene: RASSF10
Product: Ras association domain family member 10
Biological process (GO): signal transduction
Source: RefSeq, a predicted model, not a curated record
CGCCGCGGCCGGUUCCGUGCGCAACCGGGCAGAAGGGCCAGUGCUGACGGGGAGAGGCUCCCAGGCUCCUAAACCGUCGCAGAGCUGCUGGGCUGCCCGCCGCCCCCGCCGCCCCGCCGGGGCCCAGCCCGACCCGCCACCUGCGUCCCGGUUGCGCCAUGGAUCCUUCGGAGAAGAAGAUCUCGGUGUGGAUCUGCCAGGAGGAGAAGCUGGUGUCUGGUCUCUCUCGCCGCACCACCUGCUCGGACGUGGUGCGGGUGCUGUUGGAGGACGGCUGCCGGCGGCGACGGAGGCAGCGGCGGGGCCGGCGGCGGGGGGCGGCCGGCGACUCGCCAGGCCGGGAGGAGCUGCGGGAACUCCUGGACGAGGACGACGAGGACGACGGCGAGGCGCUGCCGCAAGGCAUGCUGUGCGGGCCCCCGCAGUGCUAUUGCAUCGUGGAGAAGUGGCGGGGCUUUGAGCGCAUCCUGCCGAACAAGACGCGCAUCUUGCGCCUCUGGGCCGCCUGGGGCGACGAGCAAGAGAAUGUGCGCUUCGUGCUGGUGCGCAGCGAGGCGUCACUACCCAACGCGGGCCCCCGCAGCGCCGAGGCGCGCGUGGUACUCAGUCGCGAGCGCCCCUGCUCGGCCCGGGGGGUCCCGGCGCGGCCCAGCCUGGCUCUGACCCAGGAGAAGCAGCGGCGGGUGGUGCGCAAGGCCUUCCGCAAGCUGGCCAAGCUCAACCGGCGGCGCCAGCAGCAGCCGUCGUCGCCCUGUUCGUCCGCUUCGUCGUCCACCGCCUCGUCGUGCUCGUCUUCGCCGCGGGCCGCGGAGAGCGCAGCGGUGGAGCGCAUGGAGACGCUGGUGCAUUUGGUGCUCUCACAGGACCACACCAUCCGUCAGCAGGUGCAGCGGCUCCGGGAGCUGGAUCGCGAGAUCGAUCGCUAUGAGGCCAAGGUGCACCUGGACCGCGUGCGGCGACACGGAGUCAACUACGUGCAGGACACUUACUUGGUGGGCGCCGGCAUCGAGGUCGACGGGCCCAGCCCGGGAGAGGAGCCGGAGGCGGCUGCGGCUCCCCUGGACGGCGAGGCGCAGGCGGCCGCGCUGGAGGAGCUGGCCCGGCGGUGCGACGACCUGCUGCGCCUGCAGGAGCAGCGAGCCCAGCAGGAGGAGUUGCUCGAGCGCCUCUCAGCCGAGAUUCAGGAGGAGCUGAACCAGAGGUGGAUGCGGAGGCGCCAGGAGGAGCUCGCGGCGCGGGAGGAGCCCCUGGAGCCUGACGGCGGCCUCGACGGCGAGCUGCUGCUGGAGCAGGAGCGGGUCAGGACGCAGCUCAGCACCAGCCUGUACAUCGGGCUCCGGCUCAACACGGACCUGGAGGCCGUCAAGUCGGAUUUGGAUUACAGCCAGCAGCAGUGGGACAGCAAGGAGUGCGAGCUGCAGGGCCUUCUCCAGACUUUGCACACGUUGGAGCUGACGGUAGCGCCCGAUGGGACUCUCGGCUCUGGCGGACCCUCCCGGGAACCCCGGCCCCAGGGCUGCGCCGAGGUGUGGGUGGAUCAGGCCCGCGGACUGGCCAAGAGCUGUCCUGGCAACGACGAGGACUCGGAUACCGGGCUGAGCUCUAUGCACAGCCAGGACUCGGACUCAGUGCCUGUGUGCGAAUCUCUUGUGUAAGAGGAGCAGGGUGGGAGAGGGGGACGAUCCUUCUCCCUUCCUCGCAGAAAGCACUGGCAUGGCCGGCUCAGGGACUUGAAACCAGGCUGGGGGUGGGCCGGGGAGCCCUGCCAGGUAGCAGCGCUCCCACCGGGCGGGCGGGGGCGGGGGAGCUGGGGACACCGGUCCUGCGAGGGCGCUCCUCUGGUUCCCCAGUGAGUAUAGAGGGGUGCGGGACAGGGAGGCCAGGUCUCCAUUCCAAGCUCUUUCUGGGGAAGGAAGGAGGGAGGUGGUGAGAACCACCUGUCCUGGAAAACAAAAGCCCCAGGGAAACUGACGUGGUCCGAACCCAUUUUCAAAAAAAAAAAAAAAGAAAAGAAAAAAAGUAUUAUGAAGAUUUCAGCAAUCUUCUGUAUGGGAAAGACUGAUGGCAGCUAGAACUUUAGUUUGCGGCGUAAAGUGCUUUUGAAAGAAACUCUUGGAUGAAAAGGAAAUUCCUUGAAUGUUAAUUGUGACUGUGAACGUGUUAAAACUAGCCAAAGAGGAGUGCUGGUGUUGGUCUCAGCCUUACUUACAUCUCUGAUAAAACCCGCAGGCACCCAAAUCCUGGCUCUUUACCUUCCUGCAGACUGGGGAAUUACCCCUCUGCUAAACUGCUCAUCUUUUAAUUUCUUUCAAAGGCUGAGCUGUGUGGAAGUCUAACCCUGCAUUUCCUCCUUGCAAAUACAGUAUGUGUUAAAAUAGAAUCCUUUCCCUAAAAUAACCUUUUAUUAUUACAAAAGCCAAACAUAACACUUUUGAGAUAGAGAAGCCUGGCAGACAUAAUCCCUGGUUACUGUUUAAUCGGGACCCUUUGGGAUUUGCCCCUGCAAAGGGACCUCUGCUGUCCUUUCUUUUCAUUCAUGUUGUCGCUUCAUCCACUGAAUCACUGUUACUCCAAGAAAAAUAAAAGGGAAGUUGCAGAAUUCAAGUGAAGUGCAACUAAAGUUGCUAUCUAAUGAGCACUCUGGUUGUAACGGAGACUUGAAAGCAAAGAUCUUUGUUAGUGUUCAGCUUUUGAACUAAGCUAUAUGAUUAAAACCAACCAUGACCUCAAGGUAUUUUUACCCCAACCCAAGUCUAACUUCAGUAGCUUUGGUCAGAGAUUAAUUAGUUACUUGUCCAAGCCUAAAUUGAGAGUGCAAAUAUCAACGUUUACUAGAUAAGGCCCCCAAAAGAAAACGUAAAAUAAAACAAUCUACUAGUACACCUUGGGUGAGCAAUUUGAUUAACCAGGGCAUGUAGCCACAGAUAAAUGCAUAGAAAAGUGAGCUUAAAGGUGACUUGAAUUAUUCUUGUCUGGCUCAUGCCUUUGCACACACCCAGAGAUACGAGUGCAACCCCUCUCUCUUAAUAGCUGGUGAUGGAGCCCUGGUGGGGACCCAGUGUAAUUGUUCCAGUUAUUUCAAUGAAAAGUUAUCAGUUGUAGCUAGUUGUUGCCCCGUGGAAGGAGCCUGUUGGCCCUGUUCCCUCUGGAGCUCAGGACUUCUGAGGAAUGUGGGAUCUAAUCUGUCCUGAGGAGGUAUUAACAAUGGGGUGUGUGUGUGGUACCAGCCUGCUGCAGAAGCCUGGUAUCAGCUUAACCAUGGAGGGGCUGGCUCCAGUUUCAACACCACAUGUGAAGAUAACUUAAAAGGUCUUGCUUUAUCAAGAAAUUUCUUUCCUUUGAGAGAUUCUCUGUCUGCUUGUUGCUAACGGGGACCUGCCCACCUGACCCCCUCAAACCAUUUGAGCUAUGUCCUUUUUGGGGACAACCCUCCUCCCCCCCCCCCCACCAUGCUAUUAAAGCACACGUGGAUAUUUCA